AUGGAGAAGCAGAUGGUAACUAUCUUGCAGAAGGCAACUAUUGGCAUGGCACCGUAUGAGACGUUGUAUGGACGCAAAUGUAGAUCGCCUCUGUAUUGGGAUGAAGUUAGCGAGAGUCAAUUGUUGGGACCAGAGUUGGUACAAGAGAUGAAAGAGAAGAUUGCACUUAUUCGUAAUCGGAUGCUCACUGCUCAAAGCCAGCAACAAAGUUAUUCGGAUAAGCAUCGCCGCAAUCUCGAGUUCGCAGUUGGUUACCUUGUAUAUCUUAAGGUGUCGCCAAUGCGGAAUGUGUAUCGUUUUGGCAACAAGGGCAAGCAUAGACCAAGGUAUGUUAGACCAUUCCAAGUGGUGAAACAAGUGAUACGUCACGAGCCUCUUGAUAUUCAGCCCAAUUUGACAUAUGAAGAGUUGCCCGUGCAAAUUCUGGAUCGCAAUGAGCAACAGUUAAGAACCAGAACCAAUACUCUUGUGAAGAUCUUAUGGCGAAAUCAUGGAGUUGAAGAAGCAUCAUGGGAGUUGGAGCAGCAAAUGCGGGAUAAGUAUCCCCACUUAUUCGAGUGGACCUAG
Molecule: messenger RNA, 567 nt
Organism: Alnus glutinosa
Lineage: Eukaryota; Viridiplantae; Streptophyta; Magnoliopsida; Fagales; Betulaceae
Exons: 3
Coding region: 1-567 (188 amino acids)
Source: RefSeq, a predicted model, not a curated record